GUCACCAACCGGGACGGCUGUCUCUGCCACCCAAAACCCAGGACAUCGCCCUGGCCUCCCGCAUCUCGCCUCUGUCCUCAUACAUACCCCCGCUAUGGACGUCACCUCGGGACUCAACGCCCUGCCCCAGGCGGUGGUCAAAGGCCUAAACGACAAACUCUACGAGAGGCGAAAGGGCGCUGCCCUUGAAGUCGAGAGAGUCGUCAGAGAAUUGGCUGCCGCCCACGAGCCCCACAAGAUCACCCAGCUGCUGAACGGCCUGAUACACGACUUUGCCUACUCGGGCGUUCCCAAUGCCCGCAACGGCGGGCUGAUUUCGCUCGCUGCUGCCGCAGUCGCCCUCGGCCCGGACCUCAAGCAACACCUGGAGGCCAUCGUCCCGCCCAUCCUGAGCUGCUUUUCGGACCAGGACGCCCGGGUGCGAUACUAUGCCUGUGAAUCGAUGUACAAUGUUGCCAAGGUCGCUCGCGGCGACACACUCAGGUUCUUCAACGAAAUCUUUGAUGCCCUAUGCAAGCUCUCGGCCGACCAGGAAGCCUCGGUCAAGAACGGUGCCGACCUGCUCGACCGCCUGAUCAAGGACAUCGUCUCGGAACAGUCGGCUUACUUCAACCCCGACUUGGCCGCGGACGCCAUCGCCGCAGCCUCGUCGUUGGCGGUGCUGUCCUCGUCGGCCCCAGUCAGCGGCAAUCCUCAUCUGCUGCGACCCGUCUCGCCUUCGCCCCUGGCCCACUCUGCACACUCAAGCAUCGGCGACCCCCAGCACGCCGUCCCCGGUACGCUGAAUCCCCUGCCCGGUGUCGAGGAGACCACUUUCAACAUCCCAAAGUUCAUUCCGCUCCUCGCCGAACGCAUCAACACCCUCAACCCGCUGACCCGCAUCUUUCUGGUCGACUGGAUCCGCACUCUCGAUCAUCUCCCGGACCUGGAGCUGAUCGCCUUCCUGCCGCACUUCCUCGACGGCCUCUUCAAGUACCUGAGCGACCCCAACCCCGAUGUCCGGGCGCAGACCCUCAGUCUCCUCGGCGAGUUCCUGAAAGAGAUUCGCGAUGUGCUGGAUGUCCAGGCCACGCGCGGCGUCUACCAUCCUCCCGAGAAGCUGGCCGAGAGCCGGCCCGAGUCCGCCCAUGAUGCCGAUGAUCGCGCCAGUCUGCAGUCCUUUGGCGCCGAUGGAACGACCAUCGCCGAUCCGAGCGGCAACUGGAGCAACUCACUCGGACGCAGCAGCGUGCAGGGGAGGAUCAUCAAGCCAUCCCUGGCAGGAUCUCACCCUUACGUUCCCGGACAAGGGGUUGCCUUGAACUUUGGCAAGAUGGUCGAGAUCCUCAGUCCGCACCUGGUCAGCGCUGAUGUCGAGACCCAGGUCACGGCCAUCCAGUGGGUCAGCGAGUUUAUUCUGAUGGCCAAGGAAACCAUGAUGCCAUACACCCCGACGCUGCUCGCCGCGAUCCUGCCGAGCAUCUCGCACAACGUCCCAGCCAUCCGAUCGGCUGCCUCUGGCACCAACGCCAAUCUCUUCGCCCUCGUUCAAGACACUCCCCUCGGCGACAAAGCCGCCCACAAGAGUGUGGUUUUGCAGGCCUCAAACGAGUCCAUGGGCCUCCAGGCGAGCGUUCCUGCGGUCAACAUGAGCCCGUCGGCGUCGACAAGCAGUCUUUACGGAGUCGAUUCGAGCAAUGCCGGGCCCGUGCCCCCCAACAUGGAGUUCCUGCUUUUGCAGGGCGAGACCCUCGAGCUGCAGCUUACCAUCGAGGUUUUGACCCAGAAGUUACUUGACCAGCACGAAGAAACCCGAACCGCGUCUUUGGACUGGCUUCUCAUGCUCCAUCGGAAGGCUCCGCGGAAGAUCCUGGCUGCAGACGAAAGUACUUUCAACUCGCUCCUCAGGGCCGUGUCGGAUCCCUCGGAGGAGGUCGUCAAGCGGGACCUUCAGCUCCUGGCCCACAUCUCGCAGUAUGCUGGCGAAGAAUACUUCAAUCGGUUCAUGACGAACCUCCUGCUGCUGUUCCAGACGGACCGCAAGCUCCUCGAGAGCCGCGGGACGCUGAUCAUCCGCCAGCUGUGCCUGAGUCUGCAGUCGGAGCGCAUCUACCGGUCGCUUGCCGAGAUCCUCGAGACCAAGACACAGCAUGCCGAGGACCUGGACUUUGCUUCGACCAUGGUCCAGAACCUCAACAUCAUCCUCAUUACCACUCCGGAGCUCUCGGACUUGCGAAAGCGCAUCCGGAACUUGGACACACGGGACGGCCUCCUGCUGUUUGUGGCCCUGUACCGGUCGUGGUCGCAUAAUCCCGUGGCCACAUUCUCGCUCUGCCUGCUUGCGCAAGCCUACGAGCACGCCGCCAAUCUCCUGCAGGUGUUUGCCGAGCUCGAGAUCACGGUCAACUUUUUGAUCCAGAUCGACAAGCUGGUGCAGCUGAUCGAGUCGCCCGUGUUCACGUACCUGCGGCUGCAGCUGCUCGAGCCCGACCGCUAUCCACAUCUCUUCAAGUGUCUGUACGGGAUCCUGAUGCUGUUGCCCCAGAGCUCUGCGUUUGCCACCCUCAAGAACCGGCUCAACUCGGUCAGCUCCCUGGUGAUGCUCUACACCAACUCGAACGUCCCGAUGCCACCGUCGUCGGUGCCGCCGACUGGAUUGAUCUCAAGCGGACUGAAGAGCCCUCAGAGCCGACCCAACAUCAAGAGUCAAGCUACGAGUUCUGAAGUGCCAACUCUCCGCUGGCAAGAUCUUCUGAGCCACUUUAGGGCUGUCCAGGCUCGCCAGGAACGAGCCCGUCGGAGCGGCAACCGCAGCACAGGAACGGAGCGUCAUCCACGACGACGAGGCACCAAGACGACUGCCGAGGAGACUGGGGCAACCGGAGCUGCUGGAGCUGCUGGAGCCGUUGGCGAAGAGGGCCGUGCUUCAUCUGUUGGCGGCCAGCCUUCGUCCCUCAGUAGCCUCUCUGGCGUGCCUCCACCUCUCGCUGCCCAGCAGGCCACGAGCCGGGGUGGGGUUAGCAGCGCCGGCAACACUGGCAGCACUGGCGCACUCGCUGGGGCUGGAUCCGCAGGCGGCCACUCGUGAGCGGUCGAUCGCAUCUGUGGCUCGAGCGAGAUGUGGAGGGGGAGACAGGUAUCGAGGGAGCAAUAUAGCUGUUGUCGACAUUGCCCGUGCGGCUGACACAA
Messenger RNA from Polychytrium aggregatum, 3168 nucleotides. Its product is annotated as putative vacuole-associated enzyme activator complex component. The coding region runs from base 95 to 3067 and encodes 990 amino acids. The transcript is spliced from 10 exons. The record is from RefSeq and is a predicted model, not a curated record. Lineage: Eukaryota; Fungi; Chytridiomycota; Chytridiomycetes; Polychytriales. Gene Ontology annotation, biological process: positive regulation of kinase activity; phosphatidylinositol biosynthetic process. Gene Ontology annotation, cellular component: PAS complex; fungal-type vacuole membrane; endosome membrane. Gene Ontology annotation, molecular function: protein binding.